Fopius arisanus is the source of this 908-nucleotide messenger RNA. RefSeq lists its product as uncharacterized. The coding region runs from base 137 to 841 and encodes 234 amino acids. The transcript is spliced from 5 exons. Lineage: Eukaryota; Metazoa; Arthropoda; Insecta; Hymenoptera; Braconidae. The record is from RefSeq and is a predicted model, not a curated record.
UGGAACUUUCGAGCAUAUGUCAUGAUAAGAAUGGAAUAGAUCGCACGUAUGUUAGCUAUAAAUUCCGAUGUUCUAAUCACACAUGGCAUUUAUGGGUCAUUGAGACGUCGAGACGAUUCGGAAGCUAGCAAUUACAAUGAAAUUAUUUUCUUUUGUCUGUGCUCUUCAGCUGUUAUUUCAGGUAGAAGCUGCUGAAUCGGAAAUCAAUUUUUAUAGCUACACAAUGGUAAAUUCCGAACUGAGGGAAAGCAAUCACAACAUGUCUACAUUCAUGAUUUCUGUAAGCUAUAGAGCCCAGAAUAUGUCUCAGCAAUUUUUAUGGGGUAUUGAUUCUUUACGUGCGAAGUACAGAGAGGACGCAUUUUUGGAGAAGUAUGAAACAAAACUUGCUGAAUUGGCCAAAAAUGUGAAUUCGAGCAACACGUGUCCACAGUAUCUUAAUGAUCGCUUCGAGGAAAAUCGUGCACAUCAGAAUGCGCUAUCCAAUUAUAUAUUUACAGCUGUAAACAAAUGGAGUAAAGAAUUUAACAAUCUCAACCAAAAACUUGCUAUCCUCAGCGUUGCCCUGGGGGUUGCAGAGAGAAAAGCUUACGAAUGCAUUCACCUUUUCGAUGGAGAUGAUCCAACAGGUCCUUUCACAUGCGUCAUGAAGUGUCUAGAGGACAUGAAGAAAAUGCAAGCUGAAGCUAUUGAUGGAAUCCACGAUCACAUGACGCAGCUGGCUGCAUCAAAACAUUCUGAACUAGAAACGUUGCACAUUUCCAUUGCAAAUAGCUCCAUCCCAACUUUUUAUGAACUCAAGGGAAUCGAUCAAUGGUUGGAACAACAUUGUUCUGAAUAACAAGCGACUGGGGCCCUUUAUCUGUUUCGAAGAAUUGAAUUUGUCAAGCGAAAUGCGAAAACUUAUC